AUGCACGGUGAUGAUGAUCUCACACCCUCUGGGCGGGCUCCGUGUCGAGGAGAAAGCUCCCCAUUCCGAGACGCUCUCAGUGAGCUACUCUCAGGCAAGAGCAGGUCAGACCAGAAACAGAUGGGAACUCGGUGCAGGGCGCGUGACUGGGGUCUUGAGAUGCACUGGGAUUUGUCAGAGGGACUUCGACCCAGAGAGAUGAGGGGCACAGAUCUGCAGAACCAUGGUGACAGAUCUGCAGAGGGCCACUGGGUCGCAGGCGAUCUUCAAGACUGGGAUGAGGGUGUGGAGACUGGGUCUGCGGAAGCUGCAUCAAGCUCCGGACCAAUCCUUCUGGAAGGCAAGCUAUCAGAUGCAGGCGAAGAUGCUCUCCCGAUGCAAUUCUUGAUGGUGAGCGGUGCCGGAUGUGAGCCAGUCAACGGUCAAUAUUCCCAUGUGGACCAAUUCGAAGGCAAGCCCCUUAUGCUUUCGCCUGUGGAUGGCGAGGCGACGACAGCUUCUCCAAACUACGGUUCACCACCCACUCUCUCCAAGGAACCCUGCACCGAUGUUCAAGAAAGUGAAACAGGAGAUGCGCGUGAUGAUCUUACUGGAUCUCCAGCUGCAUCAAGCCCUGGAAAGGUACCAGAUGAGAGUGUGACAGAGCCUGAGCAGGGUGUCGUGGUCGAAGGCGCUUGCAUCCGGCAGGACGAUUUCGCAUCUGAUUAUGCUUCGUCCUGGGCAUCACUCUCAUCCAUGUCAGAUGCAGCGGACAGUGGUGGCGAGGUUCUACCAGGCGACUUGAUGGUGAGAGGUGCAGGUUAUGGGCCAGUCAAUGGCCGAUAUUCUCAUGCUGGGGCUUUCGAGGGAAAGCGCAAGUACAAGCAGAUCGAUGGCAAGGCGAUCAUCUUCUUCAAGUUGGGGAGUUGGAGAUUAAAUGAUGGUGAUAAUACUGGUGGGUGGUGCUAUCAAGCGGAGAUUGAUUCACCAACGCCUUUGAGUAAGUGGGUGACAGCUUCUCCAAACUACGGUUCACCACCCACUCUCUCCAAGGAACCCUGCACCGAUGUUCAAGAAAGUGAAACAGGAGAUGCGCAUGAUGAUCUUACUGGAUCUCCAGCUGCAUCAAGCCCUGGAGAGGUACCAGAUGAAACUGUGGAGCUGCCGGAGUGCAUUGUGGUCGAAGGUCUCGACGCGGAACGCUUCGUUCCGCGUCGCGCGCGGCACGGUGCCGCCCUGCCGCCGUUCCUGGUGGCGCGCGGCGCCGAGCGCGGGAAGAUCAACGGCCGAUAUGCGGCCGAGAGCGGGUACAAGCAGGUGGAGGGUGAGGCCAUCAUUUUCUUCAAAUGGGGCAAGUGGAGAUGGAAUGCUCUAGACCGCAGGGAUGGAUGGUUCUAUGAAGCCCCUCCGUGCGAAGGGAGCGACGGCAACCUGCCGCCCUUUGAACACUGGGUAACUCGUCCAUCGCUCGUGGGCGUAGCGCCAAGCCUUUCGUUGGGGAACUACCGAGAUAUCAAGGAAGGCGAUGUGGUGACCCUUGCAGAGUGCCCUGAUUUCGAUUGGACUGGAUGUCCUGAGGGCCCUGCCAAGAGGCUGUCCUUUUCAGGUACCUCGUGGACGGUGACGGUGCAUGAGCUUCGGGGAGAGUGGUUUUAUCCCCGGGAAUUUCCGGAGAAGAUCGCGCCACUGGCAGGCUUGGGUGCUGUGAGCUUGAUGGGCAAGGAGCACUGUGUCUCGGGCGGCGUGCUGCAAGAGGUCUAUGUGGCUUGUGAUCGAUCGGGUCUCAGCGGCUUCUAUGGUCAUCAUGGCAUGCACAAUGGAAAAGCCAUGUACCAGAAGUUGGAUCAGACUGCCAUGAUCUACUUCAGUGAAGAGUGGAAGAUUGGUGCCACCAUGGACCAGUGGACCUUCCGACAUCCCGGCCUUCCGGUCUCACAGCUCCCUUUGGGUCGAUGGGCUUCGAGCUCCACGUCCGCCACCGACCCUCCCAGCCUCGCGGCGGUGCCGCAACUGCUGCGCGUGGCCGGCACGGCGGAGCAGCUCCAGGGUCACUAUGCGCGUGCGGAGCAUCUGAAGGGGAGGCCGAUCUUCCGUCAGAUCGGCGGGCGCGGAGUGGUCGUGAGCGUAGGGCGGGGCUGGAAGAUCAAGCACGAAGAACGGGCGUCGGGCUGCUACUAUGAACACGGAGACCUCUCGGGCAGAUCGCCUCCCGCAGGUCAAUGGAGCUCCCUCAUAGGGGGAAAAGCAGCAGAGGUAGAACAUGUCGCUUUGAUUCCAGCAACUGACACUGCUCCGAGAUUUAUUUGGGUUCGGGGUGCCAGCGAUGAAGCAAAGGUGGUGAAUGGCUGCUACGUGUGCAUGGGGUCAAGCAAUGGCAAGCCCAAAUACAUGCAAAUAGGCGCUUCGGGGAUCAUCUAUUUUGCCGGGAAUUGGAAGAUUCACAGCGAGAAUUCGGAGGAUUCUUGGUUCUACAAGCAUCCGGAUCCAAUUCUCCCAAUUCCGCCCACCUUCGGGUGGACGACGGAAGGCUACACCCUGGGCCAGCCCGAAGUGCCAUUCCUUCAGCCACAGCCGAGGUAUUUGGAGCAAGAACCCGAGCCAGGGCAGCCACUUCCCUUCUUUGAGGUUCGAGGUGCCGGGUUGCCCUCUGUGAAUGGCCGCUUCUCCAAAAGCACGAGACCGGCGGUCUCCGACCGGCCGGUCUACCAAUGUGCUGGCUCGACCUCGAGCGCAGUGAUGUAUUUCAAGAAGGGCAAGUGGAAUUUGCACCGCAACAAUCGAUUCGAUGGUUGUCAAUUUGACUAUGAAGGUCCUUCCAGUGGCCCUGAGCACGGCUCGCCCCUGCCACCGACUCAAUGGUUCCCCAGGGAUGGACCUGGACCGGCGCCCUCUCUUUGGUUGGGGACCCGGCGCGACCUUCGAGAAGGUGAUGUGGUGGACUUUCGAGAGGUCUCCAGCAAAGUGAACUGGUUUGGAUGUCCGGAAGAGAACGGCCUCAUGAGGCUGCACUUUCAUGUGGGCACGAAAGCCACCAUCCGACGCGUCGCAGGCGACUGGUUCUAUGCCGAGAAUCCAUCCAAAGUGGCGCCCUUGGCAGCUGUAAGGCAUUUGUAUUUGAAGGAUACACCUCAUUGCUUUCAUGAGCCGCCGCAGAUAGCGGAUGCAAGCUCUCGAGAUGCCACGGUGGAGGCAGAGCAGGUUGAAGGUGGCUAUGAUGAGGAAUGGAGGGCAGAGCAAGAUGUGGAAAGAUUCCGAUGUCCCAUUUGCAUGCUGGUGGCCCGCGAUGCUAUGGCACAUGGUUGUGGCUCCGUGCUGUUUUGUGAGCUUUGCUGGCUGAAAUGCAUCGCUGAGGAUAGCAAAUGCCCUGUUUGCCGCGAGCACGGCUCCAGCAUCGCGCCAGCACAUGUUGAACGGAGAUCCAUCAAGAACCUCCUGGUGAAAUGCUCCAACAAGUGUGGUGCGAGCUUCCAUUUGGUGGAGAAGGCGGAGCAUCGGAAGGAGUGUCCCAAGCGCCAAGUGACCUGUGCUGCCUGCCAGACCUUCUAUGAUGCGGAUCGCGAAGAAGAACACCAAGAGGAAUGCGAAGCUAAGUGGAAGAAGUGUCAACUAUGUGGAGAUCAGGUGGCGUUGGAGGAGCUGGAGGCCCACUAUGCUAGCCAUCACUUCGCUGAGCUGGUGCAACUGGUCGAGCUCAGGGAAGAAGUGGCACAGCUACGAGAGGAAGUGAGGCACUUGAGAGGGGAUGCCAGAAUGAGGGGAGGAGACAGGCCCCGAGCGAGCGCUCCAAACCAUGGUUACGACGAUUGUUUCGAGAUCGACUCCGACCGUGGAGGGGCCUUGUUCCGACUUCCGGAAUUUUCUGCCUCCGACCCCGAAAGGGCGAGCUCAGUUCCGGAAUUUUCGGCAACUGACUCGGAUUUUUAG
This is a messenger RNA of Durusdinium trenchii, 3903 nucleotides long. The record is from the annotation of a GenBank genome assembly. NCBI's taxonomy places the organism in Eukaryota, Dinophyceae, Suessiales, Symbiodiniaceae.